AUGAAUUCUCCGUUGAGUAGCAAGAAUCUGAGACUUUUUUCAAAAUCUGUUGCUUGCAAAUGUCUUGUUCUUGUUGGUAUUGCUCUGUUUUACAGAGCUAUGGUGCUCUCUUACUCUCCCAGAAACGCUCUGAGCAGUAGUAGCUUAUUAGGUCGAGCCCGGUACAUGUCAGAUUCCUCCUUAACCGGUGGAGUCCGGACCGAUAAGUUUCUCGAGGUUCCUCAGAUCGUAUGGGGACUAAACAAUCAGAAGAUUGCUUUUGCCAGAGCUUGCUUGACGGCGAGAACGAUGAACAGAACGCUUCUCUUGCCUAGUCUCAGUGCUUCCUUAUUCUACAAGGAAGUCGAUAAGCUUCGUCCGAUUCCUUUCGAUAAAGUGUUUCAGUUCGAAAGAUUCAACUCGCUCUGUUCCGGGUUUGUGCGGCUUGCUCGGUUUUCGGAUGUUAGAAACAGAACACAAGUGUUUGAUCUUGAGAAAGGUAGUGGAAGAAGAUGGACAGUGGAAAGAGACUUGGAACAAUUGAAACAAUCCGCCCGUAAUGAAUCGAUCGAUGAGUCUGAAGUGAUCCGUGUCAUAGGGAAAAACCCAUUCUUGUGGCACGAUCAUUGGCCGGUAAAGGACUACGCUAAGGUCUUUGAGUGUAUGGUGGUGGUUGAUGAAAUAGCAAGAGAAGCAGAUAAAGUUGUGAUGAAAAUCAGAGAAGCAGGGGAAAAAGAGGCAAGAACAAAACUCGAAUCCAAAACCGAAAUCCCAGGUCCUGUUCCUUUUGUUGCGGUUCACAUGAGGAUAGAGAUAGAUUGGAUGAUACAUUGUAAUAAACUAGAGCAAAGGAAAAAGGUUUCAGAGAUUUGUAGUAGUAAAAGAGAGAUUGUGGAGAGAGUAGGGAACAUUUCCGGUUUAAAGACUCCAACGGUUCUUUACCUAGCGGUAGCGGAUAGUCUCUUAGAAGAAAAAGAAGAAGAUUCAUCCGUUCUAACGGGUUGGAGAGACGGGUUAAUACCGUUUGAGAAGAAGAAGCUUGGGGUUAAAGAAGAGAUUUACGGGAAGUAUUCGUAUUUGAUUCAAUCGGCUAUAGAUUACGAGGUGUGUCUAAGAGCGGAUGUUUUUGUUGGUAAUAGCUUUUCGACUUUCUCUAGUCUCAUUGUUCUUGAAAGGACACAGAAGGCGAUUCGGUUAGGGGUUAGGAGUUCUUGUGACGAUGGUGAAAAUAAGUGGAGAUCGUAUGCAUAUAACCUGGCUGGAGAAUCAGAAGGAGUUCCAAGGAGAUGGAUGACGAAUAUGACGGAUUCGAGCUUGGAAGCUAUUAGCUAUGGCUCUAAUUCUGUUUCUUGUUCAAGUGGGUGA
Messenger RNA from Arabis nemorensis, 1344 nucleotides. The record is from the annotation of a GenBank genome assembly. NCBI's taxonomy places the organism in Eukaryota, Viridiplantae, Streptophyta, Magnoliopsida, Brassicales, Brassicaceae.